This is a messenger RNA of Heterobasidion irregulare TC 32-1, 1293 nucleotides long. RefSeq lists its product as uncharacterized. The annotation marks the transcript as partial. Lineage: Eukaryota; Fungi; Basidiomycota; Agaricomycetes; Russulales; Bondarzewiaceae. The transcript has 5 exons. The record is from RefSeq and is a predicted model, not a curated record. Gene Ontology annotation, biological process: tRNA methylation. Gene Ontology annotation, molecular function: tRNA (uridine) methyltransferase activity.
UUUGAGACCGCGACGUCCCAACUCGUGCACCACCCCGAGUACAACUCCACCCUCAUCCUCCGCUCCGAGGUCCUCGCAGACUACGCAGGUUCAGACGCAUUACAACCGUCAGUUCCUGGACUCGAAGGAUUCACACCAAUCCGCACCAUCCACCGCCGUCUCCUUCCCCGCCGACCAGGCCGCGAUGCCGCCCUCGAUCAGCACUGCACAUUCUACACCUCAUCCUCCCCAUCCGCUCGCGAUGCCGCCGACGCACCACCAUCGUCAAUCUCCGUGCUCGUGCUCACCCCCCUCCUCCAGCCCGGCACCCAGCUCCCGUAUUUCCACCCUCUAGUCUCUCAUCUCGCCUUCCGCCUCCUCCCUGCCUCCUCCACCUCGUCCGCGUCCCUCCGCAUCGAUGCGCACCCCCUCCCCGCCUCCUCCAUUCCGACCGAUCCCGACUCGCGCCUGCACCGCACGGCGCUCGCGCUGCUCGAGACGCUCCACCGCUACGCCUGGGGCGCGCACACGCAGUACCGCAAGCGCGUCGCACAUGACACGCUCGUCCCGCGCGACACAUACCAGGACCUGUACCUCGUCAUGCGCGAGCGGUGGAAGCACGUCGUGGGUGAGUGGAGGGAGGCGACCGAUCCUCUCAAGCACGUGUUCGAGGACGUCGGCAUCGCCACGUUUCUCAUGCUCCUCUGGAAAGACACGUACAAAGAUGAGCAUGGUGGAGACGAACACGGACCUCAAGACUUGGUGUCCGAGCCAUGGAAGCGCUGGCCACGCCCUCCCGGCGGCUUCGUCGACAUGGGCUGCGGCAAUGGCCUUCUCACGCACAUCCUUAUCUCAGAAGGGUAUGCCGGCACGGGGUUCGACCUCCGCGAGCGCUCGUCCUGGACACACUACCCUCCACGCACACGCGCCGCGCUCUCCGUACGUGAAGCGUAUGAAGACACAGGCGAUGCGCCCGUGCUCGACCUCCCGCGCGGCGCGUUCCUCAUCGGGAACCACGCCGACGAGCUCACGCCGUGGCUCCCCGUGCUCGCAGCGCGCGCAGGCGUGGGCACGUCGGGGUACCUCUCCAUUCCGUGCUGCGCGUGGACCGACUCCGCGGAUGCGGGGCGGGAUGCGCAGGGUGAGCAGGAGGCGACGUUCGCGGCGGCGCUGAACCUGGGGUCGGACAACCAGCUCGGGAGCGCGUACGCGCGCUAUCGGGUGUGGCUUGCGAGUUUGAGCGCAUGGCUGGGUUGGGAGGUCGAGGUGGAGGUGCUGCGCAUCCCGAGCACGCGCAAUUGGGCGAUCGUGGGU